This is a messenger RNA of Penicillium bovifimosum, 525 nucleotides long. RefSeq names its product ML domain-containing protein. The coding region runs from base 1 to 525 and encodes 174 amino acids. NCBI's taxonomy places the organism in Eukaryota, Fungi, Ascomycota, Eurotiomycetes, Eurotiales, Aspergillaceae. Gene Ontology annotation, biological process: intracellular sterol transport. The record is from RefSeq and is a predicted model, not a curated record. The transcript has 3 exons. Gene Ontology annotation, molecular function: sterol binding.
AUGAAGUUCUUAUCAGCGGCUAAUCUGUUGGUCCUUACGGCUCCUCUUGCAAAUGCGGCCGCAUUCUCUCUCUUCGAUCCUACACAGACUUCAUUGAAAACGAAUGACAACGAGAAAUUCCCAGUCGAGGGCGACAACCCAUUGCAGUACUGUGCCAAGCCAGACAGCUACAAACUGGAGAUCGAGUCGGUGGACUUGACACCGAACCCGCCUCUACCUGGGCAAAAGUUGACUAUCGCCGCUAAGGGUACCCUGCUCGAGACAAUCGAGAAAGGUGCUACUGUAAAUCUGGAAGUGAAGUGGGGUCUCAUCACCUUGAUCAAGCAGACUGUUGAUCUUUGCGAUGAGCUGAAGAACGUGGACCUAGAGUGCCCCCUCGAGAAGGGCCACAUGACCCUGACAAAGGAGGUGGAACUGCCAAAGCAGAUCCCGCCGGGCAAAUACUCCGUGCUCGCUGAUGUGUACAAUCAGGAACAGAAGCAGGUCACUUGCCUCAAGGCAGAUGACAUCGUCUUCCACUUCUAA